This is a messenger RNA of Entelurus aequoreus (snake pipefish), 2371 nucleotides long. RefSeq lists its product as uncharacterized. The coding region runs from base 1453 to 2259 and encodes 268 amino acids. The record is from RefSeq and is a predicted model, not a curated record. The transcript is spliced from 2 exons. Lineage: Eukaryota; Metazoa; Chordata; Actinopteri; Syngnathiformes; Syngnathidae.
CUACUACUACAACCAUAUUAUUUACCAGCAACAUAAAGUGAAACAGAGGCAGAGGUGUCCUGCCACAGUCAGUAACAAAUAAACAGAAAACAGUAGUGGUCAAAUACAAAUAAGGCAACAAGAGAAGUAUCCUACACUUCUCUUUUGUAAAGUAAAUCUGAACAGCCUAUAUGGGCAUCUACAUCAACUAUAUGAUUUGCCUGAGAAGCUGGACAGGACAAAAAAAUAUAUAUAUAUAUUUUUAUUUUUAUUUUUAUUUUUUUUAUUUGUGGCGGACGUAAUUAUUUCGUGGCGGGCCGCCACAAAUAAAUGAAUGUGUGGGAAACACUGAGUUGGAAUGUCCACCAGAGCUGUUGCCCAUGAAUUGAAUGUUUAUUUCUCUGCCAUAAGCCGUCUCCAAAGGCGUUUCAGAGAAUUUGGCAGGACAUCCAACCGGCCUCACAACCGCAGACCACGUGGGACCACACCAGCCCGGGACCUCAACAUCCAGCAGAUGCAUCUCCAUGAUUGUCUGAGACCAGCCACCCGGACAGCUGCUGCAACGAUUGGGUCUCCAUCUGACUGCAGUUCGUCGUCGUAACCGACUUGAAUUGACAGACGCUCACGUUCGAUGGCGUCUGGCACGUCUCUUCACGGAUGAAGCCCAGUUUUCACUGUUCGGGGCAGAUGGCAGACAGCGUGUGUGGGAGAGAUGAUGUCAACAUUGCGAAUGGAGUGGCCCAUGGUGGGGGUGGAGUUAUGGUAUGGGCAGGCGUAUGUUAUGGACAAUGAACGCAAGUGCAUUUUACGGCAUUUUGAAUGCCCUGUAUCGAUCCUGAGGCCCAUUGUUGUGCCAUUCACCCGAGACCAUCCCCUCAUGUUGCAACAUGACAAUGCACGGCCCCAUGUUGCAAGGAUCUGUACACAAUUCCCGGAAGCUGAAAACAUCCCAGUUUUUGCAUGGACAGCAUCCUCACCCGACAUGUCACCCCAUUGAACAUGUUUGGGAUGAUGUGGAUCGGCGUUCCACUUCCUGCCAAUAUCCAGAAACUUGGCACAGCCAUUGAAGAGGAGUGGACCAACAUUCCACAGAACACAAUCAACAACCUGAUCAACUCUACGUGAAGGAGAUGUGUUGGUGGUCACACCAGAUACUGACUGCUCUUCUGACCCCCAACAAAGCAAAACUGCACAUUUCAGAGUGGCCUUUUAUUGUGGGCAGCCUAAGGUUGUUUAAUCAGCAUCUUGAUAUGCCACACCUUUGAGGUGGGAUGGAUUAUCUUGGCAAAGAAGAAAUGCUCACUGGAAACGUGUCCGACUUACUGACACGUUUCCAGUGAGGGUUGGACUCCGCCAAGGCUGCCCUUUGUCACAGAUUCUGUUCGUAACAUUUACGGACAGAAUUUCUAGGCGCAGUCAAGGCUUUGAGGGGAUCCGGUUAGGUCUCUGCUUUUUGCAGAUGAUGUGGUCCUGAUGGAUUUAUCUGGCCAGGAUCUUCAGCUCUCACUGGAUCGGUUCGCAGCCGAGUGUGAAGCGACUGGGAUGAGAAUCACUGCCUCCAAGUCCGAGUCCAUGGUUCUCGCCUGGAAAAGGGUGGAGUGCCAUCUCCGGGUUGGGGAAGAGACCCUGCCCCAAGUGGAGGAGUUCAAGUACCUCGGAGUCUUGUUCAGGAGUGGGGGAAGAGUGGAUCGUGAGAUCGACAGGCGGAUCGGUGCGGCGUCUUCAGUAAUGCGGACGCUGUAUCGAUCCGUCGUGGUGAAGAAGGAGCUGAGCCGGAAGGCAAAGCUCUCAAUUUACCGGUCGAUCUACGUUCCCAUCCUCACCUAUGGUCAUGAGCUUUGGGUUAUGACCGAAAGGACAAGAUCACGGGUACAAGCAGCCGAAAUGAGUUUCCUCCGCCGGGUGGCGGGGCUCUCCCUUAGAGAUAGGGUGAGAAGCUCUGUCAUCCGGAAGGAGCUCAAAGUAAAGCCGCUGCUCCUCCACAUGGAGAGGAGCCAGAUGGUCAGGAUGCCACCCGAACGCCUCCCUAAGGAGGUGUUUAGGGCACGUCCGACCGGUAGGAGGCCACGGGGAAGACCCAGGACACGUUGGGAAGACUAUGUCUGGCCUGGGAACGCCUCGGGAUCCCCCAGGAAGAGCUGGACGAAGUGGAUGGGGAGAAGAAAGUCUAGGCUUCCCUGCUUAGGCUGCUGCCCCCGCGACCCGACCUCGGAUAAGCGGAAGAAGAUGGAUGGACGGAAGAAGAAAUGCUCACUAACACAGAUUUCGACAGAUUUGUGAACAAUAUUUGGGAGGAAUCGGUCUUUUAUGUAUAUAGUAAAAGUUCAACUCAUGAAUAUGUUUGCUUAGUAUAUGUACGUAUAUAUGAUAUACUUAAAUAUAAUAAACUCUU